AUAAGAACAGCUAUUCAGCCUAGUGCCUACAGAAAUUAAAGUACGUAACUAAUCUAAUUUAAUUCACUACCCAUAACACUUUGCGGUCCUUCCGGAAGCCCUUUUCUUCCUUUCCGCCGUUGCCGUCUCCUCCUUAAAAUUAUACAGGCGGUUCACCAUGGCAGCCCUCAGACCUCUUACCAAACCGAAGAUUGUCAAGAAGAGGGUUAAGAAAUUCAUUCGCCAUCAGUCUGACAGAUAUGUCAAGAUCACGAAAAGCUGGCGUAAGCCCAGGGGUAUUGACAACAGGGUCCGCAGGCGGUUUAAGGGUCAGAUGCUGAUGCCAAACAUUGGUUAUGGUAGCAACAAGAAGACCAAGCACAUGCUACCCUCUGGCUUCAGGAAGUUCCUGGUGCACAACAUCAAGGAGCUCGAGGUCCUCAUGAUGAGCAACAAGACCCACGCUGCUGAGAUCGCCCACAACGUGUCUUCCAAGAACAGGAAGCUGAUUGUGGAGAGGGCAGCCCAGCUGGCCAUCAAGAUCACCAACCCCAAUGCCAGACUCCGCAGCGAGGAGAACGAGUGAUCCAGACAUUAUUUUCUUAAUAAAACAGAUUUUUAAAUGUG
Oncorhynchus mykiss (rainbow trout) is the source of this 606-nucleotide messenger RNA. Its product is annotated as large ribosomal subunit protein eL32. NCBI's taxonomy places the organism in Eukaryota, Metazoa, Chordata, Actinopteri, Salmoniformes, Salmonidae. Gene Ontology annotation, biological process: translation. Gene Ontology annotation, cellular component: cytosolic large ribosomal subunit; ribosome. Gene Ontology annotation, molecular function: structural constituent of ribosome. The record is from RefSeq and is a predicted model, not a curated record.